This is a messenger RNA of Lasiosphaeria miniovina, 1740 nucleotides long. Its product is annotated as putative extracellular dihydrogeodin oxidase/laccase. NCBI's taxonomy places the organism in Eukaryota, Fungi, Ascomycota, Sordariomycetes, Sordariales, Lasiosphaeriaceae. The transcript is spliced from 5 exons. Bases 1 to 1740 code for a protein of 579 amino acids. Gene Ontology annotation, molecular function: oxidoreductase activity; copper ion binding. The record is from RefSeq and is a predicted model, not a curated record.
AUGUAUUUGUCCUCGGCCAUCGGGGCGCUGGGCCUCGUGGCCCCCGUUGUCCUCGCAGCUCCGUCUCCGCCACUGGUUGAGAAGCGGGCCUGCACAUUCGACUCGUUGGCCAACCCGACUUGCUGGGACGGAACCUUUGACCUCAACACAAACUACUACGACAGCUGGCCGAGCGUUGGCGGGCACCAGGAGUACACAUUCCACAUAACAAACAUCACCAUGGCCCCGGACGGCAUCAACCGGACAGUGCUUGCCAUCAACGGGCAAGUUCCUGGGCCCACAAUCUUCGCCAACUGGGGCGAUACCGUCACGGUGACUGUCAUCAACGAGCUGGAGGAUGCCGGGACAAGCAUCCAUUUUCAUGGCGUCCGACAAAAGGAUACUAACACUCAGGACGGCGCCGUAUCCAUCACCCAAUGCCCCAUUCCAGGAGGCAAAACCAGCAUGACCUAUAAGUGGACCGCAACCCAGUAUGGAACGUCGUGGUAUCAUGGGCACUAUGGGCUUCAAGCAUGGGAUGGCCUGUUUGGCCCAAUCGUUAUUGCAGGCCCGGCCUCGUCGGCAUACAAGAACGAUCUUGGAACUCUCAUGCUCUCGGACUGGACUCACAAGACUGCCGAGUCCCUAGAAAGCGACGCGGCCGUCAACGGCGGCGAAAAUAUAGACAACGGGCUCAUUAACGGCACAAACAUCUUCAUAGACCAAACUACGAAUGUCCAAACCGGCAAGCGCUUCGAAUUCGUCUUCCAGCCCAAUGAGAGUCACCGGAUCCGGUUGAUCAACACGGCCAUGGACCAACACUUCAAGGUCGCACUCGAUGGGCAUGAGAUGGAAGUCAUUGCGGCCGACUUUGUCCCCAUCAAGCCUUUCAAGACGAAAAUCUUGAACAUUGGAAUUGGACAGCGGUACGAUGUCAUCAUCACAGCCAACCAGACACCUGGAAAUUUCUGGCUUCGCGCCAAUGUUCAAACCAAUUGCGGCCAGCGUGCAGCUACCUUCAUAGAUGUAAGGGCUAUCGUGCGAUACAAUGCCCCUGGGGUCAAUGGCACGGCGGAUCCGCCCGAGGCAACCCCGCCAGCGUUCGACGUAGAUUGCACCGACAUGCCCAUGACAAACCUGGAGCCGUUCGUUGCGAUCAAUCUCAACAUCACCGGCAACUUGACGUUCGACCAGACUAUCAACUUCAAUCAAGACUUCAACAACCCCAACCCCGUCAUAAACUGGGAAAUCAAGGACGGGAUUCAUUUCUUGUCCCACUGGGAGAACCCAACUCUUCUUCAGCUGGCAGGCCCGGGAAACGUGACCUUUCCUGAUGAGCAACAGGUCCUCGAGGUCAAUGGGGUAGACAAGAUACAAUUCGUGCUGAUCCAAACCGACUCAGGCGGGGACCACCCGAUCCACCUGCACGGCCACGACUUCUGGAUCGUCGACCAGAGCAACACGACGAAGUUCGACCCCUCGACCUUCGUUCCCAACACGGUCAACCCGCCGCGGCGCGACGUCGCCCUGCUGAACGGGUCCGGCCACCUCGUCAUCGCCUUCAAGGCCGACAACCCCGGCGCCUGGCUCCUGCACUGCCACAUCGCCUGGCACGUCAACCGCGGCAUGGCGCUGACAUUCCUGGAGAACAGGGCCGACAUCUUCAAGCCGGGCGACUCGGAUGCGGUGGGCAAGAACUGCGACGCUUGGAAGGCAUUCGCAAAGGAUAAGGGUAUCAUCCAGACUGACACGGGAGUGUGA